Solanum dulcamara is the source of this 1655-nucleotide messenger RNA. Its product is annotated as beta-amyrin 11-oxidase-like. The record is from RefSeq and is a predicted model, not a curated record. NCBI's taxonomy places the organism in Eukaryota, Viridiplantae, Streptophyta, Magnoliopsida, Solanales, Solanaceae. Gene Ontology annotation, cellular component: endoplasmic reticulum. Gene Ontology annotation, biological process: brassinosteroid biosynthetic process; sterol metabolic process; multicellular organism development. The transcript is spliced from 8 exons. Bases 74 to 1546 code for a protein of 490 amino acids. Gene Ontology annotation, molecular function: ent-kaurenoic acid monooxygenase activity; heme binding; iron ion binding.
UAGCAGCUCCCUUGUACAAUCUGAUUUACACAGUUAUCCAUAUCUGGACUAGAAAUCUUAAAAAAGACCGAGUAUGGAAUACUACCAUUUAGCCUUGUUCUUCACAGCUUUACCCGUAGGAAUUUUAACUCUUUAUGGCAUAUUAAAGAGAGCAAAUGGUUGGUAUUAUUCAAUCAAAUUUUGUUCAAAGAAAUAUAACAUCCCUCCUGGUGAUAUGGGCUGGCCACUUAUUGGCAACACAGUUGCUUACUUCAAAUCUUGCAUAAGUGGCGAUUCAAAUUCAUUCUUAUCAUCCUUUUUUCAUAGGUUUGGGCCAGGAGGAAUGUACAGGGGUUACAUAUUUGGGAAGCCAACCAUUAUUGUCACAAAGCCUGAAAUAACUAAGAAAAUAUUGCUGGAUGAAGAAUAUCUUGAUAGAGGUAUGCCUGAUUACAUGAAAAAAUUAAUUGGACUAACAACUUCUAUCCAAGAAGACAAGCAUUCUCGGCGAUUAACAGCUCCGGUGAAAAGCCAUGGAUUAUUAUCUGAUUAUUUUGAUUAUAUCGAUAGAAACGUGAGAACUACACUCGAGAAAUAUGCUGCUACAGAAGAACCCGUUAAGUUUCUCUCUACCAUGAAUAAACUUACAUUUGAGGUGUUUAUGAGAAUUCUUUUAGGUGGUGAGGUUAAUCGAGAAUUGUUUGAUGAAAUGUUCGAGGAGAUUACUUGCCUCAUUAGUGGUGUUCAUAACUUGCCCAUUAAUCUCCCAGGAUUUCCUUACCAUAGGGCACUUAAGGCUCGAAGAAAAUUAGCUGAGAUAUUUCGACAAAUAUUAGAAGAAAGAAGAAAACACAUGAUUGCAAAGGAUUGCAAAGAAAUGCCAAAGUCCAACAUAGUUGAUAUGUUGUUAUCAGACAUUAAUCAAGAUGAUUAUGAAGACAAAAGAUUAAGUGAUGACAAGAUCAUUGAAGUCCUAGUGUUGUUUGGAUUUGCUGGUUUUGAACCUGUUGCUCUUAUGGCUACCAAGGCAAUUAUGAACUUGGAAAAACAUCCCCAUUUCUUGGAGAAAGCCAAAGAGGAGCAAGAAGAUAUAGUUAAGAAAAGAUCAUCUUCAAAUGUUGGACUUAAUUUUGAUGAGACUAAGCAAAUGACGUAUCUAAGUAACGUAAUUAAUGAAACGCUACGUCUUGCUUCCGACCAGACAAUAUUCCUUAGAAAUACAAAUGCUUCAUAUCACAUAAAUGGGUACACCAUACCCAAAGGGUGGAAGUUUUUUGCAAUUGCAUGGACUGUUCAUAUGAAUCCUGAUAUUUAUGUUCAGCCUAAGGAAUUUAAUCCUUCAAGAUGGGAUGAUAUGGAAAUUAAGCCAGGCAACUUUCUACCCUUUUCAUUGGGCCCCAGAGCAUGCCCAGGAUCCAAUUUUGCCAAGCUUCAAAUUUCAGUAAUUCUUCAUUACUUUCUUCUUUACUACAGAAUUGAGAAGAUUAAUCCAGAGGAGAAACCUUAUCCUCCUGAAAAUUGUCUUGUGAAAUUCAAGAAGCUCUCAGCCUCUACUGAUUGUAAUUAAUCUUUCAUGUUGUAAUCUUGAAAAAUAAAUUUGUUUUGGUAGUAAUAAUCUUGAAAACAAUGAGUAUAUUGAAUCAUAUUAUCAAUUAUUGAAUUAAGUUGCAGUCUGA